AAGCUCCGCCAGCUAGGCGGCCAGGGUCCCCUCCUUCGGAAAGCCAGCUAUAAAAAGUGGCGGCCGCCUUCCAGCAUCAUUCUUUCAGCCACAGCCGAAGAAACAAAACCUCAUUCACCAUGUUCAGAUUUGUUGCUCUCGCCGCCCUCCUGGCCGUCGCCAACGCCGGAAACCUCCUGGCCCCCGCUGCCUAUGCCAGCCCCCUGGCUUAUGGAGCUUACGGAGCCUACGCCGCCCCCGCCUACGCCGCCCACGCUGCGUACGCCCCCGCCUACGCCCCCGCUGCCUACGCCGCCCCCGCCGUCGUUAAGACCGUCGCCCCCGUCGCCACCUCUUACGCCAACACCUACAAGGUCGCCGUCAAGGCCCCCGUCGUCGCCGCCGCCCCCGUCGCCUACGCCGCUCACGCUCCUGUCGUCGCCGCCCCCGCCUACGCUUCCUACGCCGCCCCCGCCUACACCUCCUACGCCGCCCCCGCUGUCGUGAAGACCGCCAUCGCUGCCCCUGCCUACACCUCGUACGCCGCCCCCGCUUACGCUUCCUACGCCGCCCCCGCUGUCGUUAAGACCGUGGCUGCCGCCCCCGCCUACACCUCGUACGCUGCUCCCGCUUAUGCUUCCUACGCCGCCCCCGCCUACGGCGCUGCCCUCAUCCACUAAGUCCUUUCACUUUGUAAUAAUUGUAUAAAUGCACCUACAUCAGACUGAAUUGUGAAUUUUGUAACUUAUUUGCGGCUACAUCAGCAAUAAACGUUUAUACAUGAUCAUAUAAUUUAAAAA
Molecule: messenger RNA, 779 nt
Organism: Cloeon dipterum
Lineage: Eukaryota; Metazoa; Arthropoda; Insecta; Ephemeroptera; Baetidae
Product: cuticle protein 10.6-like
Exons: 2
Coding region: 120-659 (179 amino acids)
Source: RefSeq, a predicted model, not a curated record